CUGGUCCAGAAACCCUGUUUUUUCAGGUCCGGGGCGGUACCGGGCCGGUACCGGGGCGGUUCUGAUGCGGGCGGCCUGAAGCCGCGUGUCCCCGCGGCCCGGUCCUGGUUCUGGUUCUGAUCCUGCACGGUUCUGCUGGUCUGGACCCGUCCGGACCCACCGGGACCAUGAGCUCCGUUAUUCCGGGCAUUCCCGGACGGAGGAGAGUCCCGAACCUGGACCGGAUCAGAACCGAGGACGACGCUCUGAGCAGGAUCGCGAGGGAGGCGGAGUCCCGUCUGGCGGCGAAGCGAGCGGCGAGAGCUGAAGCUCGAGAGAUCCGGAUGAAGGAGCUGGAGCGGCAGCAGAAGGAGCUGUUUAACACCACUAAGAAGUAUUAUGGUCUGGAUAAUAAGUGGGGUCACAUUGAGCAGUGGAUGGAGGAAAGUGAGCGCUACUCCCGCCACUCACGGAGACACGCUUCGAUCUCUGACGAUGAGGAGAGGAUGUCUGCAGGCAGCAGAGGAAGUCUGAGGCCGUCAGACUACGGCGGGUUCCUGGGUUCUGGUUCUCGGGCCUCGGGUUCCAGGGCUUCCUCCAGGACCAGCUCGGCCCGGGCCAGUCCGGUGGUGGAAGAGAGGACGGACAGAGAUUUCCUGGAUAAAGGCUCCAGGACGGCGUCGACGCUAUCCGCCGCUACGCUAGCCUCGCUGGGCGGAGCCUCGUCUCGUAGAGGAAGCUGCGACACGUCGGUCUCCGUGGAAACGGAGGCGUCAAUCAGAGAGAUGAAGGACUCGCUGGCUGAGGCGGAGGAGAAAUACCGCAGAGCGAUGGUUUCCAACGCUCAGCUCCACAACGAGAAGAUGACGCUGAUGUACCAGGUGGAGGCGUUGAGGGAGGAGCUGGGCGACCUGGAGGAGACGCUGUGGGAGGCCCGUCGCCACGGCGACGACUCCAACAAGGAGUUUGAGCGCGAGCGUCACGCCCACAACCUCCUGCAGUUCCAGUUCAGAGAUGUGAAGGAGACGCUGAAAAGAACCGAGGACCUGCUGACGGAAGUGUCAGAUCUACGUCUGAAAAGCGACUCGUACCUUCAGGAAGUCUCGGACCUGCAGGAAGUUCUGCAGUGGAAGGAGAAGAAGAUUGGGGCGCUAGAGCGGCAGAGCGAAGUGUCCGACAUCGUUCGGAUCGAUCGCGACCGUCUGCAGGACGAGGUCGUCCGGCUGAGGGAGUGGCUGCAGAAACACGGAGUCGACGCCCCCGACGUGACCAACGGAGAACCGGCCCGCGACGAUGAUGUCAUCUCAGAAUCUUCCUCCCAAUUGGCCGAGGAGUCGCCGCAGGGCGGCAGAGAGAGCAUUCUGGAGCUGCGACUGAAGAAGCUGUUCGAGGAACGAGAGAGUUUACGGGAUCAGGUGAGGCUACUGCAGUCGCAGCUGCACCGGCGGACCGGGCCGGACCGGGACCGGGGGCCGGACCGGGACUGGGGGCCGGACCGGGGGCCAGUCCGGGACCAGAUCCAGGGGCCGGAUCGGGACGGGCUGGAGAACGGGAUGGCUGCUCAUCUGCUGGACCUGCAGAGAGACGCCAACCGACAGAUGAGCGAACUCAAGUUCAAGCUGGUGAAAUCUGAGCAGGAAGUGACGGCUCUGGAGCAGAACGUGAUCCGUCUGGAGGGCCAGGUGAGUCGGUACCGGCUGGCGUCGGAGAACGCUGAGAAGAUUGAAGACGAGCUGAAGGUGGAGAAGAGGAAGCUGCAGAGGGAGCUUCGCUCGGCUCUGGGUCGGAUCGGGGAGCUGGAGUCCAGCAACAUCCACCUGAACAAACGCCUGGAGAAGAUGAAGGCCAACCGGAACGCUCUGCUGGCCCAGCAGUGA
Messenger RNA from Cololabis saira (Pacific saury), 1856 nucleotides. RefSeq names its product leucine rich repeat (in FLII) interacting protein 1b (gene lrrfip1b). Gene Ontology annotation, biological process: regulation of transcription by RNA polymerase II. The record is from RefSeq and is a predicted model, not a curated record. Lineage: Eukaryota; Metazoa; Chordata; Actinopteri; Beloniformes; Belonidae. The transcript is spliced from 19 exons. Gene Ontology annotation, molecular function: RNA polymerase II cis-regulatory region sequence-specific DNA binding; DNA-binding transcription factor activity, RNA polymerase II-specific. The coding region runs from base 168 to 1856 and encodes 562 amino acids.